AUGUGGAUGAUGGGUUGUAGUAGUGAUUGUUGUAGUAGUAAGUUCAACUUCAACUUCAACAGGUCUGAAUCUGAUUCAAUCAAUAGUCGAAAACUUCGUCCUCUCAUACCAAAGCCAACCACAAACACCACAUUUUCUGCAAUGCCAAACCCUUCUUCUUAUUGCACUUGUCUUCACAAAACCAAUCUUUUUUCAUUGAAUGACCAAAUGGCUACCAUGAAGGAGCAAAGCAAGGCAGAUAUUAAUACCACAGUGGCAUUGGUGAGUGCAAGGUGGAAUCCAACUCCAGACCAACUACGUGCCCUCGAGGAAAUGUAUGAAGGCGGAAUACGAACACCAUCCGCUGACCAAAUCCAACAAAUUGCUGCAAAGCUUCGCCAGUACGGUAAGAUUGAAGGCAAGAAUGUGUUCUACUGGUUUCAGAAUCACAAAGCCAGGGAACGCCAAAAACGCCGCCGCAUUCUAGACUCAUUAUCUCAAGGGUUGAGUAAGACAGGUUUUGAAGUUGCACAUGCAAAGAACAAAGCAACUUCUUCUAACUCUAGUACACUUUCAGAGCACAAAUUCAACUCACUAGUCACAGACCCAUUAUUACCCACAGAAAGUCAACCAAUCUAA
Molecule: messenger RNA, 618 nt
Organism: Camellia sinensis
Lineage: Eukaryota; Viridiplantae; Streptophyta; Magnoliopsida; Ericales; Theaceae
Source: RefSeq, a predicted model, not a curated record